UUCCUCCUCCUUUCGCCUUACACACAGAGUGACCUAUACCUCCUCCUGUAUUGUUCAAGGGCCAGAUGGAUUUGCGAGAAGGAAGGCGUGGAGGCUUCUGCUGUGUGAGGCGUGGAAUAGCAAAGAGGCGGGCUGGAGGCUUGCCUCUUAGCUUUCCAAUAGUAAACUUAAUGAGAGAGAGAGCGGGAGUGUGUGUAAGCAAAGCUGAGCAAACACUGUGAUCUGUGCUAGCUGGGAUGUUUGAAGUAUGCAGGAGAUGAAUAACCCUAACCUUCAAGGUGGUCACUUCUCAGAACUCUGUGUCCUCAGAAGGCCUCCAGUCUACAAGACCAGUGUAGGCUCUCAUAAGAGCAGUAGUUCUGGGAUUUCCUUUCGACCUUCCAGUUUUGUUACCUAUUUUGCCAUAACCUUGUUGUGUCAAGCUGAGGUCUUGUUGGGACACCCCCAGUGCCUUGACUAUGGGCCCCCCUUUCAGCCGCCUUUUCACCUGGAAUUCUGCUCAGCCUACGAGAAGUUUGGCUGUUGUGACCAAGACAAGGACAACACGAUUGCAGCCAAAUAUUGGGAGAUCAUGGAUUAUGUUGACCCCCAAGCUUACAAACUGUGUGGAAAGUACAUCAAAGAUAUCUUGUGUCAGGAAUGUUCACCUUAUGCAGCUCAUCUAUAUGAUGCUGAAAACCCUCAGACACCACUUCGGAACCUCCCUGGCCUUUGCUUCGACUACUGCUCAGAGUUUCAUCACUAUUGCCGUUCUGCCAUCACUUUGCUUACGGAUGACAAGCACAUCCAAGAAUGCUGCGAGAGGAACAAGACCCGCUUUUGCAAUCUCCUCAACAUCCAGGAUGAAGACUAUUGCUUUCCUGAUGUGCUGAAAAAUACAGAUCUUAAUCGCAACUUGGGGUCUGUGGUGGCAGACAGAAAAGGUUGCCUUCAGCUGUGCCUGCGCGAGGUGGCCAAUGGGUUGAGGAAUCCGGUGCUGAUGCUGCACGCCAAUGACAACACCCACCGCAUGUUCAUAGCUGAGCAGGUUGGCAUCAUCUGGGUCUUUCUUCCAGAUGGAAGUCGGCUGGAAGAACCCUUUCUAGACAUUAAAAGCUUGGUAUUGGCCACCCCCUGGGUUGGCGAUGAGAGAGGUUUCCUUGGCAUGGCCUUUCACCCCAAAUACAAAGACAAUGGAAAAUUCUACAUUUACUACUCUUACCAGGACAAGAAAAAGGUGGAAAAGAUCAGGAUCAGUGAACUCAGAGUCUCUGCAUCAGAUAUCAACAAAGCUGAUGCGAUCACGGAAAGGAACCUCUUAGAGAUUGAAGAACCAGCUGCAAAUCAUAAUGGGGGACAGAUUCUGUUUGGCCUAGAUGGUUAUAUGUACCUGUUUACAGGCGAUGGAGGGAAAGCUGGCGACCCUUUUGGUAAAUUUGGGAAUGCUCAGAACAAGAGUAGUUUAUUAGGAAAAGUUUUGCGGAUAGAUGUGGAUGGAAGAAGCUCUGAUGGGAAGCCUUACCGCAUUCCUCCUGACAAUCCUUUUUGCUCUGACCCUAAAGCUCUACCUGAAGUCUAUGCCUAUGGGGUGAGGAACAUGUGGCGAUGUUCUGUGGACAGAGGUGACCCACUCACUCAUAAAGGAAGGGGGAGAAUAUUUUGUGGAGAUGUUGGCCAGAACAAGUUUGAAGAAGUGGACAUAGUUGUUAAAGGUGGAAACUACGGCUGGAGAGCUAAGGAAGGUUUUGAAUGCUAUGAUAUCAAACUUUGUCAAAAUUCAUCCUUAGAUGAUAUACUUCCAAUAUUUGCCUAUGGACACUCUGUGGGGAAAUCAGUCACUGGAGGAUAUGUCUAUAGAGGAUGUGAGUCUCCCAACCUGAAUGGCCUUUACAUAUUUGGUGAUUUUAUGAAUGGGCGACUUAUGGCUUUGCAGGAAGAUGAGAGAACAAACAAAUGGAAGAAGCAAGACAUUUGCAUUGGUAACUCUGUAACCUGUGCUUUCCCAGGGCUGGUCAGCUCUUAUAGCCAAUACAUUAUCUCCUUUGCUGAGGAUGAAGCAGGUGAACUAUAUUUUAUGGCUACAUCUUAUCCCAGUGCCUAUGCUCCACAUGGCUCAGUUUACAAAUUUGUGGAUCCUGCAAGGAGAGCUCCACCAGGGAAAUGCAAACAGAAGCCUGUUCCAGUGAAAACAAAAAGCAAGCGGAUCCCAUUCACCCCACGCACAAAGACCGUCCUUGAAGUUCUGAAAGAACGUCUUACUACGACAACGGAGCCUCCCAGAACAGGAUUGAACUCCACGGAUGCACCCCAAUCUCCUAGGAAGUCUGUAUCUCGCAAAGACUCAACUAAACACAAGCCAGCUAAGGCAGAUAAAAAGCAGCAAACAGCCCAACUGCCCAAAGGGUCCAAGGCAAAAAAGGAGAAGAGUCCUUAUGCGCCCAAGGCUGCAACAUCCUCUCCAAAGCGAAAAGGCUCACAUUUAAGGAGAGGCAGAAAGAAAUCUCCCAAAACAAGGUCAGCAACUAAGGUUAAAACCCAGGCAAAGAAGAAAAAGAAAAGGAGGGUGAACCUAAGAAGCACGCUUUGAAUGUAUAAUACAAGUCAAAGAACCAAGUGAUUGGAAGGUAGAUAGGAUUGCUGGGAGACUAGUUUUCAUGCAAAAUAUGUGCAUAUUCAACCAUAGCAUAACACUGCUACCUGUAACAGAUGCAAGGCAUACAUUUAAUUAAGAGCUUGACUGCUCCAAACAAUGUCUAGGCUGUCACUUGUAGAAAUCGGACUCAAUGGCCCAUUUUUUUCAGUUCAAAUAAGUAAUCACAAUUUACUGUUAUGCUCUACAACAGAGUGUUGUUGUAUAAAUGGUAUUGGUUUUGUAAUAUUUGCUGAUCAUCAUGGCAAAAAAGCAGAGAUGGGAUUCAGGUGCCCUAGGCAUUUUUGUACUAAAACUCCCAGAAUUCUCCACCAUUCCUGAUAUUGGCCAGGACUGCUGGGAAGUAUAGUACAAUGUCAAUAGGGUGAACUUACUCCUUGGAGAAAGAAAAAUCUGACUUUUGUGGCAUAAAAUGAUUGACUGUCUUAAUUUGAAGAAGAGAAGAUUGUAUUGUUCACCUUAUGUAAGCAUUUGUACAACAAGAAACAUAAUAAACAAAAUUAACCAGC
Anolis sagrei ordinatus is the source of this 3138-nucleotide messenger RNA. RefSeq names its product HHIP like 2 (gene HHIPL2). NCBI's taxonomy places the organism in Eukaryota, Metazoa, Chordata, Lepidosauria, Squamata, Anolidae. The record is from RefSeq and is a predicted model, not a curated record.